CACAACUACUGUUCGGGACUAACACACAGAGGUAAAUUUUUUCUCUUUGAUAGAAAAGCUUUUGGAAUUUUUCAUUUUCCUUGCUUUCUUUUGUGACUCAUUCUAUCUCUAUCUGGUUUCAUGGCAACGGCAUAAUAGCUCACACACGUGCACCUCUACACCCCCUUCACAUACCUACUCACAACAUCCUCCCGCUCGACUUACCCUCUCAUUCUAUGUGAUUUUUCCAAUCUAUCUCUCAUCAUUAUUCUUCAUCCGCUUCACCUCAAGUGAUAAAGUACUGUGUCAACCACCUGAUUAUCAAGUGAUAUCGGGCUGCAUUCCUCUUCCGCGGUAACUCAACAUGGACUCAAACGCGGGUCCGGAAAAGUGGAAGGAACUCAUGGCAGCUUUUCGGGCAUUUCAUAGUCAAGCUGCAACCAACUAUAGGAAUAUGCCCAAAAAAACAGAAAACGAAGCUGCUUCUCAUGCAGCAGAGACUCCCAGGUUCAAAGCAACACCCGCAAAGCAUGCCUCUGACAGCCGAGAUGCUAAGCUCAAUGUCAGUAUGGGAACUGCAAGUACUGUCAUGACUUCUCCAAACUCCGGAAAGCCGAGGAAUCCUGUAGAAACCCUAGCAAGCAGCGUUUCAUCAGGAACAUCCAAAAAAAAUCACAUUGAAGUAAACAAACAGAACGCAAGAUCACAAGUGAAUGACAUUCCAGCCAAUAGAGCUGAAAAACUUUCCACCUCCAACUCUAUUCCCAUCAAGUCAUAUCCCAUUCUGACGGAUCUGCCUAGAGACACGGCUCCGGAAGACCAAGCUGUCAGCCCAGCUUCUAAGCCAUCCAUGUCGGUCAGCUUUUCUGUUUCAACAAUAGAACCAAGGAUCUCCGAACAACUUGAACCCGAAGACCUGCGCAGUGGAUCAAGCUGCCAGGAAGCGAAAGAGACUGCGGAUUAUCAUGUUGCUGAUGGUAUAUCCCCUGUUGUUCCCCCAGCCCAUUAUGGGACUCAUUCUAAUUAUGGCCCUUCUAAUAUAGAUAUGGAUUCAAGCGGCUCUGACGAGAUAGUUUUUCGCCAAGACGAACAUAACAUGGUUGGCCCUCGAUUGCAUGCUCGCAAGCAGGGCGUUGAGCAAGAUAAAGGAAAUCCAGUUGUGGCACAAAGGGACGCGGGAAAGGAAAGUGGCGAUCCUUCAAUCGGCCAGUCGGUUCCAAAUGCGGAGAAAAAUAAAAAUGCACCUGUUAAAGUGUUCACCAUAGAAGAAAAAAGGGCCAAGCUUCAAAGGCUCCAAGAACGAGAAUUGCACAAGAUUCGUAUGAGGCUACUCGAACCCGAGGAAGAUGAAAUCAGUGCGAAAUCGUUAAAGCUUGCUCGAGAAGGACCAGGGACUAGCCCUGAUUCUGAAAUCUCUCGUCGCAUUAGAAGCUUUGUCCUCGAGCCACCCAAGGGCAUAAAUCUAGCUCUUCCGGAUUCAGAGUCUGCUAGCCACGGUCACCAUGGUUCGACCGGUAUCGUAGUUGCGAGGUCUACCCUCACUGUCCCCGAAGAUCACCGAGAAGCCAGCAUUGAGUUGCGAAACAAUUCAGAUUUUCAGCCCGUCUUGGUCGACUGGCAAUAUCGUCCUUGGGAUAUCCAUGAUGAUGAGUGGACCAAAAGAUUCGCUGACUGGUUGGAGUACACUAUAAGACUUGGCUCCUACGUCGAGAUACAUUCUGGCCCUUUCACCAACGCCGACUUCCAUCCUGAUGGAGUAACCGGGUUUGUGGAGCUGGAUUUUGAAGCGCCAACCGCCCAUCUCGAUAUGUCGAUUCCGGAAAAUGCUCAUGCCCAUGAAACAUCUGCCGGCUAUGUUUAUAACUGGAAUCUCAGACUUGAGCACGAAAAGGCCAAAGAGAUAGAAGAGAAGAAACGGAACACUGCUCAUGUCAGAGCUGUGGCUAAGAUGAGACCUGAACCGCACCCUUUUGCUCCAAAGACCAACGUUUAUCUCCGCCCGGUGGAGGCAAAGGAUAUCCCGGGUCUGACCAAACUGUAUAACUGGUACAUUAAAAAUUCUACGCGAUGCAUUGAGUUGGACGAUAUAUCUGAACAUGUAAUGAAAAUUCGUGUGGACGGAAACGAAGCUGCGGGUUUCCCCUGUCUUAUCGCAGCAGAGCAUAAGCCAGGACGCGGAUAUCCCAUGAAUAGCGAGAACGAGAUGAUUUAUGGCUUCAUUAUGGCAAGUGAAUUCUCCGGCAAACGAACCGCAAAUAGAUAUGCGGCCGAGUUGGAAUUGUUCGUCAAUCCAACACAAUAUAAUCGUCGUGUUGGCCGAAGCCUAUUGGAUAAAAUGAUCGACUUGUGUGACCCAAAAUACACGCCCAAACGUGGCUAUAAUUUCGACUGUGCCAUGCCCAAAAGAAGCCUCUAUUGCGGUGUAGACGUCCGCCCGUUAUCAAGGCUCGUUGUUGUCGUGCAUCAUUCGGCUGAUGAAGUAAACGAAUAUCGAUGGUUAAGAAGAUGGAUGGAGCAAGAAUUUGGCUUCGUCGAACAGGGACUGCUUCAAGGAACCGCAGUUAAGCAGCGGAAAGUACUGAACUCCGCUUAUCUCGUCCGUAAUACCCCUCUACAGCCCGAAACAAAGGGGGACAACCAAGUCGUCCAGUGGCGCUUCCGUUAA
Coccidioides immitis RS is the source of this 2644-nucleotide messenger RNA. RefSeq lists its product as uncharacterized. The coding region runs from base 344 to 2644 and encodes 766 amino acids. NCBI's taxonomy places the organism in Eukaryota, Fungi, Ascomycota, Eurotiomycetes, Onygenales, Onygenaceae. The record is from RefSeq and is a predicted model, not a curated record. The transcript is spliced from 4 exons.